CCUUUUGCUUCCUUCUUACACGCAGCAAGAAUUCGCUCCGGGAGUAACACUGCAGUCGGUGGCACUGAAUGGGCCGUGCGCCUCCCAUCCUCCGGCUUUCCUGGGAGUGUAAAUCGGGAGCAGGAAUUUUUGAGAAUGUUCAUAUUUGCUGGAUGCCAGGAUGGCAGCACUGAACCUGGAGAACCAGCUGCACAGCGCCCAAAAGAAUCUGCUUUUUCUCCAGAGGCAGCACGCAGAUACCCUCAAGGGGCUGCACGCCGAGAUCCGCCGCCUGCAGCAACACUGCACAGAUCUGACCUACGAGUUGACUCUCAAAAGUUCAGACUUGACAGAAAAUGGGAUUUCGAGGAGCGAAGAGCUCAGAAGGAAAUGCGAAGAGCUGGAGGCCCAGCUUAAAGCGAAGGAGAUGGAAAACAAUGAAUUAUUAAAAGAGCUCGAGCAAAAGAACGCCAUGAUCGCGGUGCUCGAGAACACGAUCAAGGAGCGGGAGAAGAAAUACUUGGAAGAAUUAAAGAUGAAAAGCCAUAAAUUAAACAUGCUCUCCAGCGAACUGGAGCAGCGGGCCAGCACCAUCGCCUACCUAACCUCCCAGCUCCACGCCACGAAGAAAAAACUCAUGAGCUCCAGCGGGACGUCGGACAGCUCUCCGUCCGGAAGCCCCGUGCUCUCCGGCUACAAACCUGCUCCUCCCAAAGAGAAGCUUCCAGAAACUCCGCGGCGCAGGAUGAAGAAGAGCCUGUCCACGCCGCUCAACCCCGAAUUCGAGGAGGCCUACCGAUUAGGCUCGGAGAGCCGCAAGCUGCUGCUGCGGGAGCCGGUCGACGCCAUGCCUGACCCCACGCCCUUUUUAUUGGCCAGAGAAUCCACGGAGCUGCACCUUCUGAAAGAGAGGCCUUUAGUCAUCCCCCCCAUCCCGUCCGAGCGUGCUUCGGCCGAGCCCCACAGCCCGGCCCGGGAGAGGCAGCACAAGAGCCACGUGGGGGUGGCGCACCGCAUCCAUCACGUCCCACCUCCCCAGCCCCACCAGCCACCCGAGGUGGAGACGCUGGCCGUGGACCAGGUGAACGGAAGCAAAGUGGUUCGGAAGCAUUCGGGGACAGAUCGGACUGUUUGAACCGGGCGCUUGGGAGGGGACUCUCAGCGGUCAGCAGACGGUCAGGCUGCACCUCCCUCCCCUCUUCCAAGCGCCCCCCCCUUGUGCAUGCCAAAAUCUUUCCAGAACUAGAGUUAACUUCUUCCUCACCUGUUCCUAUUGCAGAGUUAUCUACCUAAUGAAAUGCUGUAGCCAAACUCAGGUGCGUCUGCCUGAAUUGCUUGCUUCCGAUGCUCCUUCAUUUAUUUGGGGCGCGCCGACGGGCCCAGGCCCGGGGCUUCCAGAGCCUUGCCGCGCUGUGUAUCGGCUCUUAACAGUAAAGCCUUCCCUGUCUGUCUGUCACUUCACACAGUCGUGAUAAAUUCUUAUUGUCUAGGGUGGGGUGGGCCCCCACACGGGCGCAGGGGGUAAGAAGGAAGAGGAGCCAAAGGAGAGAGACCCCCCCCCCAUACACAUGUUGCCUUUCCAGCAUGAGGUCUUGAUCACAGAGUUCUUUUUUUCUGUUCAGGUUUUUAUUUAGUCAUCUACUAAAAUCCCAACAAACUCUAUUUUGCUAAUCCA
Messenger RNA from Crotalus tigris (Tiger rattlesnake), 1654 nucleotides. RefSeq names its product coiled-coil domain containing 92 (gene CCDC92). The coding region runs from base 161 to 1114 and encodes 317 amino acids. Lineage: Eukaryota; Metazoa; Chordata; Lepidosauria; Squamata; Viperidae. Gene Ontology annotation, cellular component: centriole. The record is from RefSeq and is a predicted model, not a curated record. The transcript has 4 exons.